Messenger RNA from Syngnathoides biaculeatus (alligator pipefish), 4492 nucleotides. It is a transcript of the gene pcdh20, whose product is annotated as protocadherin-20. The coding region runs from base 596 to 3256 and encodes 886 amino acids. Gene Ontology annotation, biological process: homophilic cell-cell adhesion. Gene Ontology annotation, molecular function: calcium ion binding. Lineage: Eukaryota; Metazoa; Chordata; Actinopteri; Syngnathiformes; Syngnathidae. The transcript has 2 exons. The record is from RefSeq and is a predicted model, not a curated record. Gene Ontology annotation, cellular component: plasma membrane.
GCUCAAUCUAGAAUCAGACCAGAUGACUACGUAUGAUGCCAAGAUUUGCCUUCUGAUCAUUUUUUGCCAUUAACUUCAUGAACAAAAUUGCUGUGUGAAAAUUGUCAGUCCAUCCUCAUCAGAUUAUCAUACUAUUCAUUUUUAUUUAUGGUUUGGUUUUGAAACAAUUCUAGAUGAAAGCAAUCUCUUGUGUGGAUGUUUUGCAUUUUACUUAUUUGGCCCGUGUCAAAUGCAACUGUUAUUAAUUGUGUACCAGCCACAGGUACUACAUCCUCCAUCUUGUAUUGAUGUGUGAGUACAAAGAGGGCAAGCAAGUGAUGAUGCAUGUUAAAAUCAUGUAAAACGAGUAUGUACUGUUUUCUGACAACUGCAGAUGUCUCAGUGGCCGUUAGGUCUCAUUGGUUCGCAUGUGGGACUGAUUUGCAUAUUGUGGGAGUGUCCUUAGCCAGUGCUGGGAUGAAUGAGUUUUUCAAGUCAGACCGCAAGAAGGGUUUGGACUCGGCACAGAUCAGCAUGGCUCAAAAUGCUUUCCUUAUUUAAAAUGCUGAACCUCCUGCUAUAAGUGGAAGCAGUUGUAAUUGGCCAUAAUAUAAAUAUGGUCAACAGAAAAUACCCCAGACUUGGCAAAAGAGAGGAAAUAUGGGGAUUUUUCAUCCUUUUGUUUUGCCCUCUUUCCUGUUUUGCAACUUUCAGCCAAGCAACAGAACUCAUCUAUAAAAUAAAGGAGGGAUUACCAACAGGGACCUUCAUAGGAGCCAUUGGAGUGGACUUAAAUUUGGAUUUUACUGUUGACCCUCCCUAUUUAUUCAGUGUGGAACAAAAGAGGCUCAGUGCACAGUAUGUGACACUCAAUAAUAUCACUGGAAAGCUUUUUACAUCUACUACAGAGAUUGACAGGGAGACACUUUGCCCUUAUAACGCAAACAGACAUGGAUGUUUCCUCUCACUGGAUGUGUUUGUUCUUCCUCAGCAAUAUUUUCAGCUCAUUAAAGUUAAGAUGAUCAUUGAAGACAUCAAUGACAACAGACCAAAGUUUCCUGUGGAUGAGAUUCUUAUAUCCAUACCAGAAAACACACUAAUUAAUGCUCGCUAUGCAGUGGAGCAGUCUGCAGUUGAUCCAGACCUGGGUCUUCACGGAGUGCAGACCUACUGGCUUGUGAAUGACUUUGGCAUGUUCACACUGGAUGUCGAAGAAAAUGUAGGAGGGGAGCUGACACCCUUUGUCAUCGUGACAGAACUUCUGGACCGAGAGACACAAGCUGAAUAUAUCACAGACAUUAUUGCAGAGGAUGGGGGGACCCCUCCUCUACUUGGUGCAGCCACUUUAAAAAUUGUAAUCUUAGAUGUGAAUGAUAAUUGUCCCCAGUUUACAGAGCCACAACUUAAUGUUACUCUGCAUGGGAACUCCACCAAAGGGACACAUUUGGCUCGUCUACAAGCUUUUGACCCUGAUCUUGAUGCUAAUGCUCAGAUCAGUUAUACUUACAGUGAGCGUGUGCAAAGGGAGACCAGAAGCUUGUUCCAUUUGGACAGAACUACAGGGGUGCUAAAACUAGCAGGAAUAAUAGACACUGAUACAGCCACGGUUUACAAACUCAUUGUUCUUGCCAAUGGCCCUGGUUGUAUUCCCGCUGUUGCCACAGUUGCUAUUCAUUUGAUAAAAGUUCAAAUGGGACCCCCUGCAGUCAUACCCAGAUACAUCGCACAGGAAAAAGAUGGAGUAGUAAGAAUGAAGGAAUCUGAGCCAGAAUAUUCUCCUAUUGCUUUUUUUACUGUGAAAAAUAUAGAUACCCAUGAAAGGGUUGACUGCCGUUUGGAGGGGACAGGUCCUUUCAGAAUUGGACCUUAUCAGCUUGUCAAAAAUGAAUACCUGCUUGAAACUACAGCGCCGCUGGACUAUGAAAUGACACAGGAGUAUGAGCUCAUCAUAGUUGCUGAAAACAAUCAAGGGCUUGUCAUCAAGACAGUCCUUAAAAUACAGAUUUUGGAUGAAAAUGACAAUGCUCCAGUCUUUCAGCAGUCUUUGGUGGAAAUAUUUAUUGAUGAAAACAAUCCACCCAACAGCUAUCUCACGCAGCUCCAUGCCACAGACCAGGACAGCGAAGCCAGGGGGGAGGUCAUAUUUCUUCUUGGAGGCAAUGCCCCUGGCAUCUUUGUUUUAGAUCACGUGACAGGUAUCCUGAGUGUUUCAACAUCACUGGACCGUGAAGAGAAGGAGACAUACCGCUUCAUAGUGAGAGCAGUGGACCACGGAACACCAAGGAUGGAGUCAAUUGCAACUAUAGUGAUAACUGUUCAAGACCGCAAUGACAAUAGCCCACGCUUUAUCAAUAAGGAUUUCACUUUUUUUGUUCCCGAGAACUUCCCAGGUUAUGGGGAGAUUGGGGUGCUCUCAGUGACGGAUGCUGAUAUUGGGGAAAAUGGCUGGGUGGCACUUUCUAUCCUUAAUGGAAGUGACAUUUUUAUGAUAGACACAGGCCGAGGCACACUAAGAGCCAAGAUGUCACUUGACCGAGAGCAACAGGGGACAUAUCAGCUGUGGAUAGAGGCCGUAGAUGGUGGAGAACCUUCGCUCUCCUCUGUAACCAUGGUGACCGUACUACUUUUGGAUGUCAAUGACAAUCCACCGAUUGUCCUCUUCCCUCAGUCCAAUCAGUCCUACAUGUUGGUUCUACCCAACACCCUGCCAGGGACAUCCAUAACAGAAGUGUAUGCUGUGGAUAACGAUACAGGAAUGAACGCUGUGAUUGCAUACAGUAUCAUUAAAAGGAAGGGAGGAGAGCCCGGGUCUUUUUCCAUCGACCCAGAAACAGGAAACAUCACUUUAGAGAGGGAACUCAGCAACCGAGGUCUCCACAGCCUCCUAGUAAAGGUCAGUGAUCAUGGUCAGCCGGAGCCACUUUACUCAAUAGUCAUGGUUAACUUGUUUGUUAAUGAAACAGUGAGCAAUGAAAGGUAUAUUCAGAGUUUGCUGACCAGAGAGGCUGAUAUUGAAAUAGAAGACAGACCUUGGCAGAUAAGUCAAUUGCAGGAGGGACCUGAGAGGUAUGACGUGUUUCCAUGUAAACCUGCCCUCAUUGCCCUUUCAGUGACAUGCCUCAGUCUGUUCUUCUCACUCGUUACACUGACAGUUUGCAUAUGCUUAAAAAGAUUUCAGAAGCAAAAGACAAAAUCAGAAGUUCAUUUACCUUUGAAAAUGAAGAAAGACUCUACAGCGGUCAAUAAUAGAAAAUUCAGGCAAGUCUCAAACAUUUGAUGUCAUUACCACAGAUCUGUUUAUACCAAUGUUUACAACACACACUGUGAGAUGAGAUUUAAUAGAAUUGGUCUAUUUACUCUAUUUGUUGUUCAGCAUUUGUCCUUAAUGGGCAAACACUCAAAUCAUAAGGAAGACAAGAUACAACAAACAGCAGUAACAAAAAUGCCUUUAUAAUUAUACUAUUUUUCAGAGUUUUAAAUUUAAGUUUAUUUGUCAAUGUAGCUGCAGUUUGCAGUGGAAGUAGAAGUGCUAUUCAUCAUAUUGAGAAUGGGGGCUUGACAUAAAUACCUGCAAACCUGCCAAGUGGGGGUGAAUUUCAUCAAUGGUGGGUAACACCUCUACUCACUAGCCGCUUUUAUGGGUUGUAUUUCGAUUCCCACUCCUGUAUUUCGAUUGGGAAAAAUAAUAAUUUACUGAACACCUAUUACCCAAAAACUAAAAUGCAUUCAUGAAAAAGCUCUGGGAAACUACUAGUCACAGUGGCUGAUGAGCAGUAAAGUUUAUGUUAUGCCCACCUGAGAAAUAUUUACAAUAUUUUAUCCAUAUGAUGCAAAUACUGUAAGUAUGAGUACAGUAGUAAAUUUUGAUGCAGCUCUUUUAUUGAAUCUCCAGCUCGCUAGAUUGUGCAGAUGAAUAAAAUGCUUUGCUCGGUGAGAAUACAUCCCUAGAUUGCUUGCAAUACAUUUUUCUUUGCCACUUGACUAAACGAAAAUAAUUUUGUCAAAUGAAUGGAAAAUGAUGUUAGCAGUGGCAACAGUAACAUUAAAUGACAAACGCUUUGGAAAUGAUAUAAUAAUGUACAUAUUGUACUGUUUUUCAACUUUGGAAAAACAGAGGUCAUCUUUUUAAGGCACAGUUCUUAUUAAUUUUUACUUUUGUUGUACACCAACCGCAUUAACAUCUUAUCUGUCACAAGUCACACCAAAACAUAUUUUUUUUGUUGAAAUGAAAAAUUGUGUUUUGUCUUUUUUUUUGCAGUAUUAAUAUUGUGUCCAUGUAUUUUGUAAGAAACAGACUAAGAGCCAUGCUAACAUAUUAUAUGUCUUCAUUUGAAUGUCGGCUUGAGUAAGAGUCUAUUCAAUAGAAAAAUGUAUGCAAUGCUAAACAAAUGCCUUUUAAAAAGCUUUCUAUGAGGUACAUUUGUCAAUCAUUCUAGUUUUUUUUUUUUUUGGGGGGGGCGGGGCGUUAAUUAGAUCUUCCCCUUGAACCAUCCAUUUCAUAAAGAGAACUGAC